AUGAAAAUCAUACUAGCAGGAUCAACAGGCCUUGUAGGCCGCGAAGUCCUUGAGCUGUGUCUCGCCUGCGAAUCUAUCACAUCCAUCGUUGCUCUCUCCCGCCGCGAGUUGCCUGCCUCGGUCACGCAAAACCCCAAGCUGAAAGUCGUCAUUUUGGACGAUUUCCUCUCUUACACGGAUCCUGUCUUGCAAGAAAUCAACGGUGCAGAUGCCUGUAUAUGGACGUUAGGCAAAACGCCCACGACCGACAGCGAAGCCGCACGCAAAGUCUGUCUCGACUAUACACUCGCUGCUGUGGCGGCCUUUGAAAAGGUUGCAGAAAAUAAUAAAGAUGGAAAUGGAAAUGAGACUUUGCCUACGAAGAAAAUCCGCUUCGUAUACUGUAGCGGAGCCGCCGCAGAACGAGACCAAACAAAAUCUCUUUGGUUCAUUCAGGAAUAUCGACGAAUCCGAGUGCGUUUAUGCUUGCUAUAUGGUAUUUUGAAUGUCUAUGCUAAUAGUCAGCAGGGUCAGGUAGAAAAUGAACUGCUGGCGCACGCCGCAGCGCAUCCGGAUAGCUUCGAACUCUACAUUCUACGGCCUGGAAUGGUGUUGGGGAAGGAAAUGACACUGAAAGACAGGCUGGUUCAAGGGUUGGCUCCGUCUGUGAAAGUAGACGUACUGGCUGGGUUGAUGCUGGAUGUAGCUUUAAAGGGGGGAAGCCAGGAUAUUUUUGAAAAUUCCGCGAUCAACGAGCUGGGAAGGGGUUCUAAUUGA
This is a messenger RNA of Penicilliopsis zonata CBS 506.65, 756 nucleotides long. RefSeq lists its product as hypothetical. The transcript is spliced from 2 exons. Bases 1 to 756 code for a protein of 251 amino acids. The record is from RefSeq and is a predicted model, not a curated record. NCBI's taxonomy places the organism in Eukaryota, Fungi, Ascomycota, Eurotiomycetes, Eurotiales, Aspergillaceae.